This is a messenger RNA of Jaminaea rosea, 1008 nucleotides long. RefSeq names its product E set domain-containing protein. The record is from RefSeq and is a predicted model, not a curated record. Gene Ontology annotation, biological process: Rho protein signal transduction. The coding region runs from base 68 to 688 and encodes 206 amino acids. NCBI's taxonomy places the organism in Eukaryota, Fungi, Basidiomycota, Exobasidiomycetes, Microstromatales. Gene Ontology annotation, cellular component: membrane; cytoplasm; cytosol. Gene Ontology annotation, molecular function: protein binding; Rho GDP-dissociation inhibitor activity. The transcript is spliced from 5 exons.
AGGUCCACCACCACUACUACGACAAUUACUUUAGACCUCUGCUCUCUGCCACUCGACUCACGCCGCCAUGUCAUCUCACCAGCAAGACCCCUCCGUCGGCGACGAAGAGCUCCGCCCAACGCAGACUGAAGGCUACAAGGUUGGCGAGAAGAAGACGGUCGAGGAGUAUGCGCAGCUCGACGCCAAUGACGAGAGCCUGGCUCGCUGGAAAGCGUCGCUUGGCAUUGGAGCUGGUGAAGGAGGGGCGGGAGACCCGUCGAAGCCAAAGCUCGCCUUGCACUCUCUUUCGCUCGUCUCUGCGUCAGCACCGGGUGGACGCGUAUCGAUCAACCUCGAACAGGGUAAAGAGCAGCUCGAGGCUCUCAAGAAGAACCCACUCACCGUCAAGGAGGGCGUCGACUACCAGGUGUCGAUCUCCUUUACCGUCGGCUCAGAGGUCCUGUCAGGACUUAAGUACCUUCACGUAGUCAAGCGAGCAGGCAUCACGGUGGACAAGCUCGAAGAGAUGAUUGGUAGCUACGGCCCUCGCGCUGAGCCCUACGAGAAGCGCUUCGCUCAAGAAGAGGCGCCCAGCGGUAUGCUGGCACGAGGUGGAACCAACGUCGUCAGGAGCAGGGUCAUCGACGACGACGGUACCGUCUAUGCCGACUGGACGUGGGCUUUCAAGAUUGCAAAGGACUGGGCGUGAUGCGUGAAGGAAAGGGAUGGACGCUGGUCGUCGGCCCCUGACUUGCGCGUCCGCGCUCCUUGCCCUCAUCAAUCCGCUUCUACAAAUACCAUCACCCCGACAAUAGCAGCUCAUUCUUGCAUUGACCCUCGCGCGCUCCGCUGAUUAGAUGACGAUUGUGUUCUAAGCUAGGUACAGAUGAUGUUGGAGCAGACGCUCACUGGGUCCAUCUUUUACUCUCCCCCGCAUUACGCCCACUUGUCCAGCAACUCUCGGUGGAAGCGUCCGAACCUCUCCACAAACUCAUCCGUUUCCUUUGCCAAGAUCGUCGUCCUGAACCA